AUGGUUUACUACCGGAGCUGGGACAGCUUUGUGUCCGAAUGCAACAAACUAUACGAGUCAUCGCCUGUAACGACCCGAUAUUGCACGAAAUGGCGUCACAGUCUGGGCCUGCUAAUACUCAAGGUAACAGACGAUAAUAAAUGUAUCAAGUUCAAGACUCGAUCGGCGGUCUACUUAAACCGAUUUGAGCUCAUGACCCGGGCAACGAUACAGCAGAUGCAAAACGUGAAGGCCACCAACGAGCCCGAGGUUACCGACAAGACCACGACGGAUAACAAGCCCAAAGAUCUUGGUUCGCUUGGUCCAUCCACUUCUGCUAAGGAAGCCGCCAAACAGCCCCCUGGAUCCAAAAAGAAGAAAGGGAAAAAGAAGAAAUAG
Messenger RNA from Puccinia triticina, 378 nucleotides. RefSeq lists its product as uncharacterized. Gene Ontology annotation, cellular component: signal recognition particle, endoplasmic reticulum targeting. Bases 1 to 378 code for a protein of 125 amino acids. Lineage: Eukaryota; Fungi; Basidiomycota; Pucciniomycetes; Pucciniales; Pucciniaceae. Gene Ontology annotation, biological process: SRP-dependent cotranslational protein targeting to membrane. The record is from RefSeq and is a predicted model, not a curated record. The transcript is spliced from 3 exons. Gene Ontology annotation, molecular function: 7S RNA binding.